Closterium sp. NIES-67 is the source of this 2693-nucleotide messenger RNA. Lineage: Eukaryota; Viridiplantae; Streptophyta; Zygnematophyceae; Desmidiales; Closteriaceae. The record is from the annotation of a GenBank genome assembly.
UCACUCCAAAUCACGUCUGCUGGAGAGAUCUAUCGAUUCUGCCGCCAGCCGCAAUUGGGCUUGGCGGGGUGUGCGAAAAUCCCCCGACUGACUCAACGACCACCUUAUCGCACACAACCAGACCCACCACCCCACCUCCAAGGCGGUGCGAGCCACCACUGUUGCCAAGAACCAGGCUAUCGCAGCCGUUGAGCUUCGGAGAAGCCAAGGAGAUCUGGUGGUUCUCGUCCGCACGGCACUCCCUACGCGUAACCUAUCCCGCACUCACUUCCGCCAAACCCCCGCCAAACCACUCCCAACCGCUCGUUCUCCGCUGGGCUGCGCUGGUUCGAGAGAUCCCGCAACCGUCCUCCCAACCUCGAGCCCAUCCCUGAUUCCUCCUCGCCGCACUUCUGCUGAAUUCUAUUCCUUGUUCUAGCCUAGUCUUUCGUACAACCACAGCGAAUCACAGCGACCCAGCAAGUAGACGAAUUUCACUAUCCGUUUUGCUCUCGCGCCUAAUCGUAUCCCUUGACCUCGGACGAUGUCGCAGUAGUUGACGCUCUUGUGGUAAUCGGCGGAAGACCAGAGUAACAAAUUAGCUGACGUGCAUUCGUGCUGUAUAACGCCAGGAAUGACGGUCCAUAGAUUCUUGCAAUGACGAAGGUGUAUCAGGCCUGGAAGGGCAGUAACAACUUCUGCUGCUGGGGCCGCUUCAUAUUCGGUCCGGACGUGCGGUCGCUGCUUGUAUCCAUCUGCCUUAUAUCGAUACCGGGGACGCUCUUCUGCAUCUUCGUCGGCGCGCAGUUCAUUAACAAGAUCAACGGGGGCCUAGCGAUACUAAUAGUCGGAAUAUGCCUUGUAGUUUGGGAUCUGUGCGUUCUUCUCUUCACGUCCAGCCGCGAUCCCGGCAUCGUGCCGCGCAACACUCACCCGCCCGAGCCCGACGGUGACGUGGAGGCGCCGCGGCCGGCGGGGGGAAGGCGGUUGCCGCGGACUAAAGAGGUGGUGAUUAAGGGCAAGACGGUGAAGGUCAAAUACUGCGACACGUGCAUGCUGUACCGUCCCCCGCGGUGCUCGCACUGCAGCAUCUGCAACAACUGCGUUGAGCGAUUCGACCACCACUGUCCGUGGGUGGGCCAGUGCAUAGGCAAGCGCAACUACCGUUUCUUCUUCCUCUUCGUGUGCUCCACCACUGCCCUCUGCAUCUACGUCUUCUCGCUCUCCGCCUACCUCAUCAAGGUGCUGAUGGACAACGCCUACGAGCCGGGCGGCGACACGCGCACGGUGUGGCAGGCGCUGGGGCAGGCGCCCAUGGCGGCGGUGCUGAUGGGGUACACCUUCCUCGCAGUCUGGUUCGUGGGGGGGCUCUCCGCCUUCCACCUCUACCUCAUGAGCACCAACCAGACGACAUACGAGAAUUUCCGGUACCGCUACGACAAGAAGGCCAACCCCAACAGCCGUGGCGUGCUGCGCAACGUGCACGAAGCCCUCUGCUCGCCGCUCCCGCCCUCGCGCAACCACUUCCGCGCGGACAUCCCCGACCCCUGCCCCCCGAACGCCCCCCCGCUCCCCCACGACCCGCAACAGCCCGAGCUGUCUGCUGAUAUCCCCCCUGCGCGCCGCCACAGCAAGGGGUCCAGGCCCGGGUCCAGGGGGUCGUCAGGGGGGCGGUCCCCGGCGCAAAGAGGAAGCAAGUCGCCGGCGCAGCGGGAGUACGACCUCGUGGAGGUGACGCAGCUACGGGCGGACGAGGGCGGCGCCAUGGCCGACCAGAUUGUGGAGGCGGGCGGCGUGAUGCCCGCAGGGGCGGGCGUGGCGCGGUCGGGGUCGCGAGAUAGAGAUGGGUCGGGACGGGAAGCAGGUGGGAGUGGGAGGAAGGGGGGCAAGAAGAAGUCGCACAGGGAAGGAGGAGGAGGGGUGGGGGAGGUGGUGGUGGAGUUGCAGGGGCAGGAGUACGUGCAGCAGAGGUACAGCCCCGUGCCUGACAUGCCAAGGGAUGGGCUUUAAGUGCACUGAUACUGAUACUGUGCACCCACCAUCAUGACAGAUUCAUUUGUGGGGUGGGGGAGGUGGUGGUGGAGGUGCAGGGGCAGGAGUACGCGCAGCAGAGGUACAACCCCGUGCCUGAUGUGCUCUAGAUGUACCGACACGAGGGGCUCUAGAUGUACCAACACGAUGCGGCCACCAUCACAACAGUGUCAUCCACAGGUGAUGCUACGGGCUUCACUGGCUUGACUGCCGGCAGCCUCACAUGCAUGGGCGGCAGCAGGGCUUCUAACAAACACCUUUAACCAUCGCUAUUGACACUCAUUGUUUAACUGCCAUCAACCUGAUGCCCCACUACCGCUGCCCUGGAGAGGGUAAUGACAAACAGCCAUAGAGAAGGGGAGUCUUAUGACUGCGCGUGUGCUGAUUGUGGUGGAUGCACUGCACUGCACUGCUGGUGCCACAACACAACACAACACAACACAAACCAAGGUCGUCCCGGUAGGUCGUAGCAGUGCCGCACUGCUGUUUUGUGCUGGAAGCGACGAGGCGAGAAAUAAGCCGCUGUUUGCAAGCCCCCGUGUUCCGCUCCAUGACCGCUGCCCGCACAAUGUGACCUCUCAAACCCUGGCCUGUCUUUCAGAUCGAAUUGCAGCUCACACGGUUGGCUUCUUUCGCCAGCCAACCUGACACGGCACUUGGAAGAAUCAACAAACCCAAUGCUA